AUGGAAGACUUGGAAGACAGCAAAUUACAAGAAGCCGUUCGUUAUUUGGCAGAAGGUGAUAAAGCAACUGAAAAGAACUGGUUUAAAAAACCAGAAUGGGAUGUUGCUGGACAAAAUUAUGAAAAAGCUGGCUCUUGUUUCAAGGCGGCCCGGUCGUAUGAUCAAGCAAUUCAGGCUUACCAAAAAGCAUCUGAUGCUUUAUUUAAAUCUGAUCUAUUAUUCAUGUCGGCAAAGACUAUGGAAUCUGCUGCUACGAUAGCAGCCCUGCAACUAAAACAGCCUGAACGUGCUGCUGAAAUGUAUAAGAAAGCCAGCGACCUUUAUCUAACGCAUAUGGCCCCAGAUCGAGCUGGUGAAAUGUUGGAAAAAGGUGCAAGAGCUUUAGAGCCGGUUAAUGUUGACGAAGCAAUAGAAUUGUACAUUUCAGCAUGCUCUUUAUAUGAAUCUGAAGAACGUGAAAAGUUUGCAAUCGACACAUUUAGAAAGACAAUAUCAGUCAUGCUCAAAAACAAAAGAUAUGAAGCUGCUGUGGAUAUAUUACAUCGACUUAAUGCAAUAUAUCAAAGCAUCCCUAAUCAACAGGGUAUAAAUAAAACUUGUUUAAGCAUCAUCAUUACUUUACUUGCUGCGGAAGAUGAAGUCGAGGCUAAGAAACAAUUCCAAUUACAUGCAUUUGUUCAAUCUGAAGAGUCUGCUAUUGCAUCUGCUCUUCUAGAUGCAUUUGAACAAGGUGAUCAAGAACUUCUGUCCCAAAUUGUUCGUAAACAAACUGUCACUUAUUUGGAUAAUGAAAUAGCUAAACUGGCUAGAGGACUACAAGUUCCUG
Molecule: messenger RNA, 826 nt
Organism: Dentiscutata erythropus
Lineage: Eukaryota; Fungi; Glomeromycota; Glomeromycetes; Diversisporales; Gigasporaceae
Source: the annotation of a GenBank genome assembly